This is a messenger RNA of Saccoglossus kowalevskii, 3363 nucleotides long. RefSeq lists its product as uncharacterized. NCBI's taxonomy places the organism in Eukaryota, Metazoa, Hemichordata, Enteropneusta, Harrimaniidae. Gene Ontology annotation, biological process: lipid catabolic process. Gene Ontology annotation, molecular function: lipase activity. The record is from RefSeq and is a predicted model, not a curated record.
CGAUUGCAAGUAAGUCGCACUCGUCUCUCGGUAAUACACGUACUUUGCCGGGAUUUAUUGAUAUUAGUAGCGAGAUAUGUGUGCCACUCUUCUAUUGGCAUUGGUGGUCGUUUAUUCCGACUGCAUACGUGCCGUGCAAGGUGACACAUCUUGUAUCGCAUUAUCUGGUACAUGUCAAGAAGACAACAUAAUAUGUAAUAAUGGCGAUUAUCAGACUGGCCUUUGUUCGGGUCAUGCUCACAGAAGAUGUUGUGUACCUGGACCGGACCACCAAUGUCUGAGCUUGGGAGGUACGUGCCAAAACGAUGAUUUAUUUUGUGCCGGAAACUUCACAUCUAACUUAUGCGGAGGGAUUGCGACUAGAAGAUGCUGUGUUCCCCCAGAACCUUGUGCAAAUUAUAACGUUGAUGGCGACAUUGAACGUUUCUGUGCUGGUAACUUCCAAGUCGUUCCAGAACAGAAUAUUGAAGUAACAUUUCGUUUGUACACUCGUGCGACACCUGAUGGUGAUAUCGUUACUCAACCUACUAGACAGUUACAUGGAAGUUAUAUUCAAGGGAUGCCAACAAAGUUCAUUGUCCAUGGCUACAGAGACAAAGCCACUAAACCUUGGGUUACUGAUAUGGUAAAAGAGUUGCUAGAAGUUGACAAUUGUAAUGUGAUAACUGUUGACUGGCAUGAAGCUGCAAAAACGAUUCCAAAUCGAAGUACAUAUAACCAGGCUUCUAGUAACACCAGAAUAGUCGCAAGCUGGGUGAAACGAUUUAUAGCUUUUUUGAAGAUAAGUGUCGGGGACACAGUUUUCACGGAUAUCCACCUCAUUGGACACAGCUUAGGGUCUCAGAUAUGCGGUAUGGUUGGAAAAUGGAUAACAGAUAAGACAUGUGGAGGUCAACCGUGUAGAAUCAGUCGGAUUACAGCAUUGGACCCAGCGCGUCCUAACUUUUUGGAACCAACAGGCAAUAAUAGGCCUCCAAGUCAAUACUGUGUACAGAGAGGAGAUGCAAUGUUUGUAGAUGUCAUACACACUGAUGCCACAGAAGAAAAGGAUGAAUCUGAUAGUAUAACUAAUACGUUUGGAAUUUUUCGGGCUUUGGGUGAUGCUGACUUUUACCCAAAUGGGGGUAACAAACAACCUGGCUGUAAUGUUUAUUGUGACCAUGGCCGAGCUGUAGAAUUGUUUACAGCUUCAAUAAAUUCUCGCUGUAGCUUUAUCGCAGACACGUGCAACACACUUGGAGCUCUCAGGGCUGAAAGUUGCACAAUUUGCACAUCACCGCCCUGCCAAAGAAUGGGUUAUCACGCGUCUCCCACACACACGCCAUCAAUGUAUUUCCUAACUACCACAAGCAAAGAACCAUUCUGCGCUCAUACGCUUGGGUGUUACGAAGACAGAUCGUUAUCACCAGACAUGGACCACAAAUCAUCGUCGGUAAUUACAUCGGUUGACAUAUGCCUAUCUUACUGCCGAGCAAGAGCAUAUAUGUAUGCAGGACUCCAGUACACCUCGUCUCAGUUGAGUUGUUGGUGUGGGGACACGUAUGGAAAAUAUGGAGAAGUUGAUGCGUCCAAGUGCACUCACAAGUGUCGCGAUUCUGUUAAAGGAAUAACUUGCGGUGGACAUUUACAUAAUUCAGUUUACGAAACAGGUUAUAUUGGUUGUGUGGAUAGUUCAGCUUUUUCUGUCAUGGAGAAGUGGACUGAACCAAACACAAUCUGCCCACACUAUUGCUUGGCUAAGUGCACCAAAGAAGGGUACGAGUAUGCUGGCUUGUCUAAAGGAGACACGUGUUCUUGUGGAAACGAUCAACAGUUUAGUAAUCUAGUUUCAAGGUCACGGUGUCUGACUGCUUGUACAGGUCGCAGUGACGGUGUAGUAUGUGGCGGAGGGACUGAAAUGGCCGUAAUACGCACAGGCAUCGAAAGCACCUGCAUACAAUUAGCUCUGGAAGGGGACUGCGAUUUUUUCAAAUGUUUUAGCGAACGACAUAGUACGUGUUCCAAAUAUGACAUCGGGGGCGUGCUUUACAGCAGAUGCCAGGGACUAGCCCAAUCGAUCCGCUACAUAUUGUCUGACCGUAAAGAAAUAUUUAAGUGUGUUGCCUUGAAGAUGUUGGCUGAAUAUAAACAGUUGGAACAGACAUAUAGUACUACAAAAUGCAAACAGAUGUACAAGGACGGGAAAAAGCACUACAAGUCAUGUGCGAAAGAGCCCAACCAGUCAAAUAAACGCCGAUCAGCCUCAUCUGAGGAAAAUAGCUUUUUUGAUCGCCUGAAAGAUUCCGACAACUUAGACGACUAUAAAGCGAGCAUAGAUGAUUUGAUUGCUGCAGUAGAAUCGGAUCCGGAGAGCCUGCUUUUGGAAUUUAUGCAGGAAGAGGUAGAGGAACUGACUCUGUAUUUCCAUCGCAGUGGUUUCCAUACCCAUGACGACGUUUUACAAACAAUGGUGGAUGCAAUUGAAAUGAAAAUGGUGGAAGGAGCCUCUUCAAUCAAUUCUAAAUCUAGUAGUGGCGAUUCCUGUGAGGAUUUAGCCACCGGUGGUAAUUGUGCCUUCUUCGAUUGCUUUGAAAAACGGUUUCCGUGUGGUCCAUCGGGAUUUGCUCUCUCCUUUGGAAAGAUUUAUUGUGAACAAGAAAACAAAUACAAAAACUACCUGAAAGCUACUGGCGGCAUAUCCAUGCAGAGUGUUCAGACUUGUGUGAUGAACGCUAUAUUGACAGAAUACCAGAAAGACGAGAACACUUGUAAAGGAAUCGAACUCACCAUGAUCGCCGCUUACCGCGACUGUUAUGGUCAAUACUUGAAUUGUGACUUCGUACGAGAUAAUCAGUUCCAAUUGACAAACAUCUAUGCUCUACCACAACUAUCAAGUACAACGUUACAAGAUGUAGCUAAAAGUCUCGUAGUGACCACAUUGUGUGAUAACCACGGCUCUACUCUUUACUCAAUCAUAGAUAAUGUAAAAUUCUUGAUAAACUAGAAUAUUAAGUUUUAAUACGGUGUACAUAAUGCUUAGCUGCUUCCAUACCCGACACGGUAUGAUGAUAUAUUUUGUGGCAUAGAUUUUGUUUUGUAGGUAUUAAAACAAGUACAGCAAUGCUGGUGCAUACAAUAUUCCCAUAUUAAUCAUGUAUAUUAUACACAGAAAAUUCCCAAAUAUUAUAAAGCAUCCCUACUUCGGUAAUCUGUUAACAACUCACGACACCUCUCAGCGGGGAUAGUGAAUAUUAAUAUAAUAAUCAAGAUUUAUUGUUAUUACAAUCAAAUUUCGCGACGUUGUAUUUGAUGAAUUUUCACAGCAGAAUUUAUCUGUGCAUCUGUUAUAUUUGAUCACGAAAUAAAUGAAUGUCAACUAUUUAA